ACUUCGUUUUUUAUCUGUCAGAGUGUCUCUCCAAAUAUAUAGGUAGUGGCCAUUAUCUGAGGUCAUAGUGUUUUAAGUUGAUAUAGGCCUGUCCUCAACGCUCUUGAUUAUAACUUACACUACAGGCAGAACUAGUUCAUAUCAUGGCACUUUCUACUCGGAGAUUUGCACCGAGAUUUUUGCGCAGACUUUGUGGAAACGGUUACGGAUUAUCUAACACACGAUGCACCAAUCCUAUGAUCUUCAAGCAAUUUCACGCUACUCCACUUCCCAGGAAGUGUCUGUUGGUGUUAACAAGGAGCCUGUGUGUGGCGCCAUCCAAUGUCGGGUUUCAUGACUACGAGCUUGAAAGACGGACAUUCAAGAUAGAUGUGCCGCACAAGUUCAAUUUUGUCAGAGAUGUCAUUGAGAAAUGGGCAGAAAAGGAAGAGUCUGGGGAGAGGAAGCCCCUUCCGGCUCUCUGGUUCAUCGAGACUUCAGGACGAGAACACAAGUGGAGCUACGGCGACCUAGCGCAGAAAGCAAAACGUGGCGCCACCGCGCUUGAGACGGGGGCCGGACUGGCUAGGGGCGAUCGAACGCUCAUCAUCAUGCCAAAGAUGCCGGAAUGGUGGCUGAUAUACAUGGCAUGUGUCCGCUCAGGCAUCGUGCUGUGUCCGGGAACGACCUUGCUGCGACCUGCAGACAUUGAACAUCGCCUCCAGGUGUCAGCAGCAGUCGCCAUCAUUGCCGGCGAGGACGUCGCCGACACUGUAGACCAGGUUGCCAAGACAUGUCCGAAUCUGAAAACUAAAAUUGUUGUCGGCAAGAACGAGGUUUCAAGAAAUGGCUGGCUUGACUUCAAAAAAUUGUAUAACAAUGCAUCCGAUGAGCAUGAGUGUGCCGAUACACUGGCAACAGAUGCCAUGAACAUAUUUUUCACGAGCGGUACCACCGGUCAUCCUAAGAUGACCUUACACACCCAGGCUAGCUAUGGUCUAGGCCACCUCAUCACCGGAAGACACUGGUUGGAUCUGUCGGAUCGUGAUGUUCUGUGGGCGCUCUCGGACACCGGAUGGGCGAAGUCUGCUUACAGUAAUGUAUUUGCUCCGUGGCUGCAGGGAGCCUGCGCGUUCAUACAUGAAAUGCCGAAGUUCGACAGUAAACAGACACUAAACGUGCUGCUUCAGUAUCCAGUGACAGUGUUCUGUGCGCCACCUACUGGCUACCGCAUGAUGGUACUGGACCACGACUUAUCGGGCAUAAAACACGCAGCCGUUAGACACUGUGUGAGCGCGGGCGAACCCCUGAAUCCAGAGGUGAUAGAGAAGUGGAAGGAACAGACAGGUCACACCAUCAGGGAGGGAUACGGACAAACCGAAACAACUCUUCUAGCUGGAACGUAUCGAUGCAUUCCCGCGAAGGCUGGUUCGAUGGGGAAACCUGCUCCUGGUUAUGACCUACAGGUUCGUGAAGCUGCCACACCAGCAUGUUCAACACGAGGAGGUUAUGAGAUGAUAAUUCUCAGUGGAUUCACAAGUUUCUACAGUUACCGCAUCGGUCCGUUUGAGGUGGAGAGCGCUCUGAUCGAACACCCGGCCGUGGCGGAGUCUGCAGUCAUCAGCAGCCCCGAUCCCGUUCGCGGCGAGGUUGUAAAGGCUGUGAUUGUACUGACGGAUGAAAACAAGGAUUAUGCCGAUAAGGACGCUCUCAUUAAAGAGAUACAGGACCACGUCAAGGAAGUUACGGCUCCCUACAAGUACCCACGGAAAGUGGAGUUUGUGGAGCAGCUUCCUAAGACGAUCAGCGGCAAGAUACGGAGGGUGGAGUUGCGUGACAAGGAGUGGGGGCGUGUGAAAGAGGAGGAAAGUGAGGAGGACCUGAGUGCUGGCAACAAGUGAACAGACACACACCGACUCUGCCUGCACCGAUGAAUCGCAAGUUUUUUCUAGAUUCAUGGCAUUUGUUUCUAAGCAGAGAGAUUGUUUUUCUCUAUGCAGUAUUUUGCUGCCAUGGUGGCAUUUGUUGCUAAGCAGAGCGAUUGUUUCUCUGUAUGCAGUAUUCUGCUGUCAUGGUAUUUGUUGCUAAGCAGAGCAAUUGCUUCUCUCUGUGCAGUAUUCUGCCAUGGUGGUAUUUUUACCGCUCUGCUGCACAGCUGCAUUUUGGAUAUUAGACCAUCACGUUUGGUGUUGUUUUUUAAACAAGCCUUUAUAUUUGCUAUGUUAUGUCUUUGUUAUGUAGUUUCACUUGCCAGGUUAUAUUGUCAUUAUGUGAUGUAGAGGGUAUAUAUUUAGCUUUCAUAGAGGGUACACUAUCUGCGAGAUAUCUGAUGUGCAGCUAGGACUUUCCGUCUGUUCCUAAUGUCGUCAGUGGUCGGGUGUGUUGUUUUUUCAACGUGACAUCCGUCCUUUUUGUACUUUUGCUAAACAUCACUACAUGCCUUUUCCUAGUUGUCUGUAAUGACAUUUCGCAUGAUGUAAUGAUUCUUGGUGUUGGAUGAGGCAAGGCUAUAAAUGUAAGGACAGUGCCAAGCGUGUUAGAACGAUACAUUUUGACACAUGUCUAUUUCAUGGUCAACAGUUCGCAAUGCUUGUCUAGUUCAGGUUAGUACACGAUGUAAGUGUAGUUUAGGUUAGUGUGUGAUGCAAGUGUAGUUUAGGUUAGUGUGUGAUGCAAGUGUAGUAUAGGUUAGUGUGGCUGAAGGGGUCGUUGUCGUAUCAGGUACUACAUAUAUGUACCCGAGGUACAUAUAUGUAUACCAAG
Molecule: messenger RNA, 2742 nt
Organism: Priapulus caudatus
Lineage: Eukaryota; Metazoa; Priapulida; Priapulimorpha; Priapulimorphida; Priapulidae
Product: acyl-coenzyme A synthetase ACSM3, mitochondrial-like
Exons: 16
Coding region: 144-1880 (578 amino acids)
Biological process (GO): acyl-CoA metabolic process; fatty acid biosynthetic process
Cellular component (GO): mitochondrial matrix
Molecular function (GO): fatty-acyl-CoA synthase activity; fatty acid ligase activity
Source: RefSeq, a predicted model, not a curated record